Molecule: messenger RNA, 1419 nt
Organism: Cladophialophora bantiana CBS 173.52
Lineage: Eukaryota; Fungi; Ascomycota; Eurotiomycetes; Chaetothyriales; Herpotrichiellaceae
Exons: 2
Coding region: 1-1419 (472 amino acids)
Source: RefSeq, a predicted model, not a curated record
AUGACGGCCCGUUCAACCUGGAUCGAGCGUGGUCCAAACGGCCGUCCUUACCUUGUCAGAAAGAAGUCAGAUAUGCCCUCUACAAGGCAACUUCUUUCCCAGACAUUGCUCCGUCGAAGCGCUCGCUCACUCUUCUCAUCUAGGGACUCGCGCCAGAAUCACCACGUCCAGUGCGUCACUGCUGCCGACGGCCAGCUCGCUCUGCCUGCGCCCACCUCACCCAACCCUCCUGCAGCUCCAAGUACUCAUCCGGCUGCUCCAAUGGCUCCCACCUCUCAGCCUCAACCGCAGCCUGUCACCAUGUACCUUCUUCCUCCCCAGCACAGUCAAAAUCACUCAGACUCCCAAGAGAAAAACAAUAGUCAAGAACAUGCCACAAAUCCACCAGGCCAAUUCAUCCCAGCACCUCCUCCGCCGGGCAUUUUCCCAAUCGGACCAUUCCCACCUCACCCAAUGCCACCUCCGCCGCCGAACUUUUUUGCACCACCCACGCAAUUUCCAUCUCAACUUCAGUCGUUCCUGGCCACACCACCAACUGUGCCACCAGGUGUACAUACAAGCACAGUCCCUGCACCGACGCAGCCAUAUGGACCCCAAAUUCCGCUCCCGGGUCCCAUAACCACGCAGGGGGAAGCGAGAUACAAGUGCGAAAUAUGCGGGCGAUAUAGGUCUGCUCGUUAUCACUACAAGCAUCCAAUUCAACCAGGACAACUUCCUGGCAAGACGAUCUGUCGAAAAUGCAGGGAGGAGGCGACGGACAGUGAAGAAGGCGAUAGUUCAGACAGUGUUCAAUCGCGCAGAUCACGACACAACCAUUCGCGUGCACAACCACGGCGAAGCACAUCGACCUACAGGUCACGGAGGCACCGAUCGCGAAGUCGAGCUCGAUCAAGAGGUCACCCCAAGCUAAUCAACUACGACUACGGACCGUACAGGGUUCCGUCAUUUACGGACUCGAGCUCAUCGAGCCACGAGGAAGAGCCACACAGUGCUCGGAGUCGAAGAUAUCGCCGCCCCGAAAAUGCAUACGCAGGGUUGGCCACGCGCACUCGGCGACUUCGCCUCUCCCCCCUGGGAGAGCGUACCUACUAUGACGAUGAUCGUGGAGGACGUAGACGGAAUUACGAGGAUGGUUUCAAGGACAGAGAACAUGAUGGACCCCGUCAAUCGAAAAUCCCGCAACAAGCCGGCAGCCCUAUUUUUGGGGACCGCUGCAUGCUCAGCCACGAGAAGGUUAUUCUCCCCAACGCGGACCAAUAUCGCCCCGGAGCAAACAUCCGUCCAUGUCCACUCACCAUGCUACACACCGCUCACGGAGCAUUGGUGAUUCUGAGAACGACCAUGAAGCUGACCAACGAAGGCCGAUACGGCUGCGAUCCAGAUCUGCUCGGCGAGGUCGCGACCACGACAGACAUAUGA